This is a messenger RNA of Caenorhabditis sp. 36 PRJEB53466, 822 nucleotides long. The record is from the annotation of a GenBank genome assembly. NCBI's taxonomy places the organism in Eukaryota, Metazoa, Nematoda, Chromadorea, Rhabditida, Rhabditidae.
AUGAUUCGACAAGGAUCGUUUGCUUCCGAAGAGUCUAUUUAUCAUCCGAAGAACCGGGCACUCGUUCCGCAAAAUGUGAUGGACGUGCAGGAUUCCGAGUACAUUGGAAUCAUCACAAUCGGGAAACCGUAUCAGACAUUCAAAGUUAUUUUGGCAACUGGGUCAUCCAAUCUCUGGGUUCCCGGAUUCGAAAGCGAGUUAGUCCUAAAGCGCCCCUCGUUUUCCCAUCGCUCUAUUUUCAGUUCUUCUUGCGACGGGAAGACGCACUUCAAUCCCAAAGUCUCCGACACUUUCCGUACUACCGGCAGAUCAUUCUUUUUGAACUACGGAUCAGGGACUCUGUUUGAAAGCCGAGCCUCGGGGUACAUGGCACAGGACCUUGUCACAUUCGGAGCAUACGAGGGAGCUCAAUUGAAAGUGCCGGAUAGUCUUUUUGGGCUGGCACUGACCAUCUCCGCAGAUUUGACAAAUGUGAAAGGAGUUAUGUUAUGUGUUCGAGUCCUCAACGACUUGUUUCAGGAUACCAACAUCGACGGAUGCCUUGGUCUCGGUCCUGCACUCAACUACGACAAAGUCGCCAUGUCUCCCCUGAUGAAUGCGAUUCAGCAAGGCCUCCUGGACUAUCCGCUCUUCUCCGUUUACCUCGAGCAUCAUGGCUCCGCGAGCAAUGUGCCGGGCGGUGCGUUCACUUACGGAGGCAUUGACACCGAUCAUUGCGGGCCCAUCAUCGACUGGCUUCCGUUUGUUUCCUCCGGCAAUUACGAGUUCAUGGCGAGUUCUGGAGGCAUCGACGAAAACUUGAACCCUUUAAAAAAGUUUUAG